Molecule: messenger RNA, 779 nt
Organism: Cucurbita moschata (crookneck pumpkin)
Lineage: Eukaryota; Viridiplantae; Streptophyta; Magnoliopsida; Cucurbitales; Cucurbitaceae
Exons: 1
Coding region: 208-675 (155 amino acids)
Source: RefSeq, a predicted model, not a curated record
CAAUAAAACUGUACAAUUAAAAGAAGAAAAGCGCCUCGGAUCCAUUUUCAGCUUCUGUUUGGCGUACGAGAAUUCCCCCAAAUUUUCUUUAUAAAAACAAACAAAUCAAUAAUUCAUAUCUCAGAUCAUUUCUCAAAAUCAAUCUUCUGCUAAUGCUCCCGACCCUCCUCGCCCUUCUCCGCCAUUAACGAUCAUCGAUCAGAGAAAAUGAGCGCGGUCUGUACAACGAACUACUGCAUUAGCACCGUGGACAGUGGCCGUCCGCCGCGCGCGGCCUAUAUCAACCUCUCGAAUUGGACGGAUUCGGAUAACGAGACCGAUAAAUCGGCGAUUCCGAGAACGCGCCGCCGCGUUCCGGUUGUGGAUGGAGUAUCGUGCAGGCAAAUGUAUUUGAGGAGCUAUAAAUUUUCGACGAAGGAAUCGGUGCGGGAGAAAACGAGGAGGUGUUUGUGGAAAGUAAAGGAGAAAUUAGGUCAGAGAAAGAGGAGAAAAUCGGGCGAUAAGAGGAAUCAGAAUCAGAAUCGGAAUCGCAAUCGGAAGAGGAAGUGUUUCAUUUGGAGGAAGAUGAAGAAAUUUUCUUGCAGUUUCGUUCUGUUCCGGAUUUUUCGAAGGAUUUUGACGUGUUCUGCAAGUGUCGAUGUUGUGGAGCAUAGAAGUGGAAGUAAUGGUAAUUGAUUCCGAGUCUGGAAGUUUGAUCUGUUCUUUCUUCUUCUUGUUCUGUAAUUGAAUUUCACAUGCUUUUUGUUUGUGUUUAAUCAUCUUCAUUACUUCAUAGCUCA